Messenger RNA from Monomorium pharaonis (pharaoh ant), 2884 nucleotides. Its product is annotated as protein-L-isoaspartate O-methyltransferase domain-containing protein 1. Gene Ontology annotation, biological process: protein modification process. The transcript is spliced from 5 exons. Gene Ontology annotation, cellular component: cytoplasm. The coding region runs from base 500 to 2209 and encodes 569 amino acids. NCBI's taxonomy places the organism in Eukaryota, Metazoa, Arthropoda, Insecta, Hymenoptera, Formicidae. The record is from RefSeq and is a predicted model, not a curated record. Gene Ontology annotation, molecular function: protein-L-isoaspartate (D-aspartate) O-methyltransferase activity.
AUUUCUCUUAGAUAGUGUUCCGAGUGUUUCGUUAUAGUUUAACAAAUAUUGAAACAAUUAUCCCAUUAUUAACGACGAGACGAAAAUAAUUAAAACAUAACAAUAACGCAAUAAAUUCAAUUUUCAAAAAAAAAGACUCGAGAGAACGAUAAGAUGCUUUCAUAUUCAUGCAUGAUGCGCACUUGUCAUUGUUAUCAAAUGUUGAACAAGGAUAAAUAUAUGUUACAUCCUGCGCAUCAUGCGUGAAACGAAAUGUACAUACCCGAAGAUCCGAUGUCGGACAAACUUUCUCGGUGAUUUGCAGGAGGGCGUUAAGGUACGUUUUAGCCUUUGUGUCUUUGAAUAUCUCAUCACGAUAUCAUCGAUGGUUUUUAUGCCCAAUGGCGUAGGAAGCGUGUGGAAGCCACGGUGUGUUUUGCAAUAUCAGCUGAUGGACUUGAUGAACUCUUCCGCGUUGUAGGAAAAAAAGAAUACUUUCAUAUUUAAUAUUUACAUAAACAUGGGUGGAGCUGUAAGCUGUGGGCAAGAUAAUGAUGAAUUAAUUGAUAAUUUAAUGGUAUCGGGAUAUAUCAGAACGAAGAAGGUGGAGCAAGUUUUUAGAGCUAUAGAUAGAGCAGACUACGUUUUAUCCGCUUAUCGAGAUGGUGCUUACAAGGAUCUAGCUUGGAAACAUGGAAAUAUACAUUUAUCGGCCCCUUGUAUAUAUAGUGAAGUGUUAGAAGGACUUAGUUUAGAACCUGGGCUAAGUUUCCUGAAUCUUGGAUCAGGAACUGGCUAUCUCAGCACAAUGGCAGGACUGUUGAUAAAACAACAUGGAGUAAACCAUGGCAUUGAGUUACAUGAAGAUUGCUUGAGAUAUGCGUAUGAAAGAUUGGAGGAAUUCAAGCAAAUGUCAUUGGCUUUAAACGAGUUCGAUUUUUGUGAACCUGUAUUCAUACAAGGAAAUUGUCUUAGCAUCAUACCUGGCAGGCAAUACGAUAGGGUAUAUUGUGGUGCAGCGUGUCCCGAGAGUCAUGAGGCAUUUAUUAAGCAAUUUGUACGUGUUGGAGGUAUACUAGUAAUGCCUUACAAAGAUCAAUUACUGCGUAUACAUAGAGUGGAUGAGAACACAUGGGCGGAGGACACAAUGCUUCCCGUAUCCUUUGCGACUCUAGUCGUACCUCCGUCCUCGGAGCACAAUAUGUUUCAUUUACCGGAGUGCAAUCCCUUAUCUCUGCAAGAGCUGUGUCGCGGUAAAAUUCGACAUACUUUACGUCACAAUAUCUGGUACGAGCACCCCGAGCUCGAGACCGUGAAACCUGUGUUACCGGUACAUCAAAGACAAAGUGCGCAACAACAUACUCUGAGACGGUUCGUAAUACCGAUUUUCGAAGAAUCUGAUGAAGCUUUAACCGACGACGAACAAGAACUUUCUGCACAAGCACGUUUCUUAUUGAAUGCGCGUCUCGCUGACGCUCAGCCUGGAGAAGCCAUCACGACGAGCUUGCAAUUGGUACGAGCGGUUAUACAACCGAAUCAGAACAGUGACGAUAGUGAAGAAACUCGACAAGUUUUGAAUGUAAAUAACCACGAGAGUACUCGAGAUGUUGGUGUAAAUACAGAUUUCCCUGCACGGCAGCAGAGACGAAAAUCCGCCGCGAAAAAUACUGUUUCGAGUGCGAACGUGGACGACACGAAUGCAGGUCCUCACAGUUCCUCCGUAGCCACAGAACGACAAGAUACGAGCGAUAACAACAACGGAGCGGAGGAGGAGCGGAGUAAAAGAGACACAGAAAAAUUCAGUGUGGCCACGUACUACAACAUGAGCGACAGUGACAGCGACAGCGAUGCCGAGCAGGAGAGUGCUUUUGCCCAGCGCAAGAAGAUCGCGAAGCGCGAAAAAACCGACAGCGGCAUAGUGGACGACGUGAAUUUGAGCAACGACGAUAGCAGCUCCAGCUCGAGCACCAAUCACUCUGAUUCGGAUAUCACCGAUACCACGGACGCGGGCGACGCGAUGGAUGUGGAUCUACCCGAGAUCGCGAUUUACAAGUCGUGCGGCAACACGUGCUCCCGCACAACGAGAGGCUCUAGUACCGGCAAGAAGAACGUAACCGUCGCGCAUUAUGUAGAUAGCAACACGUUCGCCGUGUACAUGAGGGAAAAGAUCGAACAGUUACCGUUGCCUUUUUCAAUAAAACUGUAUAUGAAUUAUAAUCGGAAAUUAUAAUCGAAUAUAUAUCACGUUAUUCUUAUUUAAAGAAAUACAUAACUUUUUAUUAUAUAAUGAUCUUGCGCUGUUUUGUCUUUUUUUUUUCUUUUUUUUUUCUAUCGUAUAUAUGCGUUUCGUUCAAACUUGCGUAACCCGCACGAGUGUUCUCUAUGCCCUGAGUGAUAUUUUCAAAACGAACUAUAGAUAUCGCGUUUCGUAUCUUACGACGCUUAAUCGUCGUUGAUAUACCUAGCGCAGUAGACACAUCUGUAGAUAACGAUGAAUCAUUGACAUACGACCUUGUCAGCGUCGAAUUAUCUAACGUUCCUACAUCUUACAAAACUUUUAUUUUAACCCGUAAUUGUUCACGUGGGAUCUAAACUGAUCCAGAUGCAAGCUAUAAAUUUCAUAAUAUUAUAUAAUAAAAUAUUUUUAAGAAUCAAUUUUUUUCUAAUGCUUUUUAAUGAAAAAUUAUUUUUACAUUUAUAUUCGAAAUGUUUUAAUUUGUAAUUGCAUAUAAAGACAAAAAACGAAUAAAAUAUAAAUACAAUAGAUCCUUGCAUGGGCACUUAUGGGUUAAUCUCCUCAUUAUUUUGCGAAAUAAAUAGAAACAAGGUAUAUAGAAUCGUACAUGUAUAAUGGGGAUAUUUAUAGGGAUGAAAUUAUUAAAAAGAUUAAAGUCUCAUAAUUUUA